This is a messenger RNA of Pygocentrus nattereri (red-bellied piranha), 1810 nucleotides long. Its product is annotated as ADP-ribosylation factor-like protein 4C. Gene Ontology annotation, cellular component: cytoplasm. Bases 800 to 1369 code for a protein of 189 amino acids. The record is from RefSeq and is a predicted model, not a curated record. Gene Ontology annotation, biological process: endocytic recycling; intracellular protein transport. Gene Ontology annotation, molecular function: GTP binding; GTPase activity. NCBI's taxonomy places the organism in Eukaryota, Metazoa, Chordata, Actinopteri, Characiformes, Serrasalmidae. The transcript is spliced from 3 exons.
CUAGCACAGUGUGUGUGUGUGUGUGUGUGUGUGUGCUUCCUCUGCUCCAGUGUGGGAGGAGUGUGGGCACACACACUUGCCUCUGCUAGCACAGUGUGUGUGUGUGUGUGUGUGUGUGUGUGCAGUAGCAGAGGAGCAGCACGGCUCAGACCGUACGGCUGGAGAGAACCGAGACAGAAUAAAGAGGCUUUGGUGGGGUUUUGACGGGUUUUGACGGGUUUUGCUAGGUUCUGCAGGGUUGUGAUCACGAGAUCACGCUCCGUUGUGCAGGACCUCCACCUGCCCCAAAAACAUCUCACUCCUCUGAUCGGUUUGGAAAUGGAGACGAAGGACGCUGGUGGAGUGGAGAUCGUGGGAUCUUUACAGGGCUAACAGGAGGAGCGUCUCCAUUCUCACUGCAGGAUCUCCAUAGAGGACCAUGCGUUCUCCUUGCACUACGUUCUCCAACUGCAAUUCAGCCGGUAAACAGCACCUCCAGUCUCCUGGUAGAAUAGAGCAGAUGGCAUAACUCAGUCACGCUGGAUUGCCGACGCAAGGCGGUUCUUGAAAGGUUCUUCAGCAGCAGGCAAGACUUGGGUGUAUCUUCACGCUGACUUGAGCCUGAAGGCUGUUCCUGCUCCGAAGGCUCGUCUUCUACCACAGCCAGUCGGGAUGGGACUCCACACAACUUUCUGACUCCUGUACAGUCGUUAACUUGGAAUUGCUGUUGACCAGCUGCGCACGGCAGGACAGCUCCUGACCGAAAGGCCUUCUAUGGGAUUUUGCAUGACUUUCUGAUUUCUGCAAAACUGCCAACAAAAUGGGCAACAGUUUCUCCACCAUCACCAUCUUCCAGCCCCUUCACGUGGUGAUCCUGGGUCUGGACUCUGCAGGAAAGACCACGGUCCUCUACCGCCUCAAAUUUAACGAGUUCGUGAACACAGUCCCAACCAUAGGAUUCAAUGCGGAGCGCGUGCGGCUGGCCGGCCGUGGGGUCACCUGCCACCUGUGGGACGCCGGUGGGCACGAGAAGCUUCGGGCCCUUUGGAGACCUUACAGCCGUCGCACGGAUGGCAUCGUCUAUGUGGUGGACUCUGUGGACGUGGAGCGGCUGGACGAGGCCCGGGCUGAGCUACACAGAGUGGCCCGGUUCUCUGAACACCAGGGGGCACCACUGCUCAUCCUCGCCAACAAGCAAGACCUGCCUGGCUCACUGUCCGCCGCGGAGGUGGAACGGAGGCUGGACCUGCAAGACAUCAGUCCAGGGGCUGCCUACCACGUCCAGCCAGCAUGUGCCAUCAUCGGAGAGGGACUGCAUGAGGGCAUGGACAAGCUGUGCGAAAUGAUCGUCAAGAGGAGGAAAAGCAUGAAGCAGAAGAAGAGACGGUGAUGAGGGAUGCUCUGUGUGUAGAAUCAUUAUGCUGCCUGUCAAAAGCUCCUAUCUUCUUCUAGAAAAUGUACAUUUUCUUACUUUUGGACUAUAGUGAAAAACAGCAGUUACCUUCUGGAGGCCUGAACUUUGUCCAAACUUUUGUCAAAAGACCACUCCAUGUUCCACAUCCCACGUACUGCUGCUACACUCCUAAAAAAAAAAGGUGCCACAAAGGGUUCUUUGAGCAAUGCCUUAGAGGAACCACUUAUGGAUCCCCAAAGAAUGUGCCAGUGAAAACUUUAUGCAGUGGUGGACGAAUAUUUUACCCAAGGUAUUUUACCCAAGGUAAAAUAUUCCUCCAGUAAAAGUAGAAGUUCCUCCCUUUAGACCUCCACUUGAGUAAAAGUACUAAAGUAUUUCCUUCAAAUGUACUUAAGUAUAAAGUAAAAGUACUAAAAG